GUGGGGGGAGACCUUGUGUUGUGUGCACGUGGUGCAGCGCCGGCGGGGACCAGGAGGGGGAGCCGGGGAGCCGGCAGCCUGUUAGCAGUGAAGCUCCAGGAGCACAGGGUUUCUGGUGAAUUCUGGGCUGCGGUUACCAGGGGGGUGGUGCUGGGGGUCCCCAGGGCUCGGGUGGGGGUCCCAGGAUGCAGGAGGGCUGUCCCCACCGAGGUUCUGCCCUCACAGGAGGCUGAGCGUCCCCAGACGGUUGAGGCCCAGCCCCUCACCCUGGCCUUGCGGCCUAGAGCACGACUGUGGCUUCAGAAACCCUUCCGGACCCCUGACCUCUGCCCUGAGCUGCCCUGACCUCUACCCCGGCCCCUCAGGCCACCCUUCUGGGUAGCCUUCGCCCCCAGAACCUGGGGCUGGCAGGGCAGAGGCGGGAGUUCCGCUGAGAAGUUUGGGCCCUCCUGCGCUCCGUAGCUGGGCACCUUCCUGGCUGGGCUGGGGGAGGCCUGCGCUGGGGAUGUGUUCUCUGGGGCUGAGUGGGGCAGAGGCGGACCUGGGCCCAGGCAGGCGCUGGCCUAGGUGUUCCGGGGGGGCUGGAGGGGCAGCGGGGGCGCUGGGUGUGCCAGUGAAUGCCCCAGGCGCCCUCUGUUUCCUGGGCAGCCCUGCGGCUAUGGAUGUGUUCCAGAAGGUAGAGAAGAUCGGAGAGGGCACCUAUGGGGUGGUGUAUAAGGCCAAGAACAAGGAGACGGGGCAGCUCGUGGCCCUCAAGAAGAUCAGGCUGGAUUUGGAAACUGAGGGAGUCCCAAGCACUGCCAUCAGGGAGAUCUCCCUGCUCAAAGAGCUGAAGCACCCCAACAUCGUCAGGCUGCUGGAUGUGGUGCACAGCGAGAAGAAGCUUUACCUGGUGUUUGAGUUCCUCAGCCAGGACCUAAAGAAGUACAUGGACUCCACGCCGGCCUCCGAGCUCCCCCUGCACUUGGUCAAGAGCUACCUCUUCCAGCUGCUGCAGGGGGUGAGUUUCUGCCACUCUCAUCGGGUCAUCCACCGAGACCUGAAGCCCCAGAAUCUGCUCAUCAAUGAGUUGGGUGCCAUCAAGCUGGCUGACUUCGGACUGGCUCGAGCCUUCGGGGUGCCCCUACGCACCUACACCCACGAGGUGGUGACACUUUGGUAUCGCGCCCCUGAGAUCCUCUUGGGCAGCAAGUUCUAUUCCACGGCUGUGGAUGUCUGGAGCAUUGGCUGCAUCUUUGCCGAGAUGGUGACCCGUAGAGCCCUGUUUCCUGGUGACUCUGAGAUUGACCAGCUCUUUCGGAUCUUUCGGACCCUGGGGACGCCCAGUGAAGCCAUAUGGCCAGGAGUCACCCAGCUGCCCGACUAUAAGGGCAGUUUCCCCAAGUGGACCAGGAAGGGGUUGGAGGAGAUUGUGCCCGGCCUGGAACCAGAGGGCAAGGACCUGCUCAUGCAACUCCUGCAGUACGACCCCAGCCAGCGGAUCUCCGCCAAGGCCGCCCUCUCACAUCCGUACUUCUUGUCCGCUGAGACCUCCCCGGCCCCCCCGCAGUGUGUGGUGGAGCGUUUCUGCCGCUGAGAGGGUGUGAGGUCCUCCACCUCGGAGCCUCUCUCCGCUGCUGCCCCAGCUGCCUCCCCACCCAUGUCCCAAGAAAGAGGACCUAUCUGGGAGAGAGCAAAGUUCUGAGGAAUUUGGCAUCGGCUGCCGGAGAGCAGAGUUUGGGUUAGUCCUGCCCGCAGGUUAACGAGUUCCAGUGUUGUUUGUUGGGUUUGACAGUAUCGGUUCAAGACGGGGGCACCGGAGCUCUGUGCGCAGGGGGUGUGUUAGAGGUUGGGCAGGAACAGCUGCUGAGAUGAGGAGGAAGCCUGCCCCCGUGUGGCGGCGAGGCAGAGCCAGACAAUGUCCCCCCCCCCCCCCCAAGGGAAGGGGUGCCCCCUGCCGGUCUUUUUGGCUUUAAAAUGUUUGGGGGAAGAGUUGCAUACCAGUUAAGAGUCCCAGUUUAACGGGAAGAGAGAGGACAUUUUCCUGAUCCCAGGGAACGUCUGGGAUGUGUGUGGCUGUUCUAAGUACUUGUCUUAUACUUAGGAUAUGCUUAUGUUGUUUGCCUCUGGCUUUAAGAACAGUAAAUAAAAGUGCUAUAUUUCCUGAG
Messenger RNA from Prionailurus viverrinus (fishing cat), 2147 nucleotides. It is a transcript of the gene CDK3, whose product is annotated as cyclin dependent kinase 3. Bases 506 to 1576 code for a protein of 356 amino acids. Gene Ontology annotation, molecular function: cyclin binding; ATP binding; cyclin-dependent protein serine/threonine kinase activity. The transcript has 7 exons. The record is from RefSeq and is a predicted model, not a curated record. Gene Ontology annotation, cellular component: cytoplasm; cyclin-dependent protein kinase holoenzyme complex; nucleus. NCBI's taxonomy places the organism in Eukaryota, Metazoa, Chordata, Mammalia, Carnivora, Felidae. Gene Ontology annotation, biological process: protein phosphorylation; signal transduction; regulation of gene expression.